Molecule: messenger RNA, 1716 nt
Organism: Etheostoma spectabile (orangethroat darter)
Lineage: Eukaryota; Metazoa; Chordata; Actinopteri; Perciformes; Percidae
Product: putative C-type lectin domain family 20 member A
Exons: 6
Coding region: 384-1364 (326 amino acids)
Source: RefSeq, a predicted model, not a curated record
CCGUCUGAAGACACAGAGAGGACGACCCCAGAGCAGCGUCCCGUCUGAAGACCCGAGAGGACGACUCAGAGCAGCGUCCUGUCUGAAGACACAGAGAGGACGACCCAGAGCAGCGUCCCGUCUGAAGACACAGAGAGGACGACCCAGAGCAGCGUCCCGUCUGAAGACACAGAGAGGACGACCCAGAUCAGAGACCAGAAGACACAGAGAGGACGACCCAGAGCAGCGUCCUGUCUGAAGACACAGAGAGGACGACCCAGAGCAGCGUCCUGUCUGAAGACACAGAGAGGACGACCCAGAGCAGCGUCCUGUCUGAAGACACAGAGAGGACGACCCAGAGCAGCGUCCUGUCUGAAGACACAGAGAGGACGACCCAGAGCGAGAUGGACAGACUUCUUCUGCUCAUCAUGGCUGCAUCAGGGCUGAGUGCUGUCUCAUCAGCUGCUGGACGUCAGUACUAUUUUGUGUAUGACAGGAAGAACUUUACUGAAGCCCAGAGAUACUGCAGAGAGAAACACACAGACCUGGUCUCUGUAGACCACAUGGAGGUCAUGAAGGUCCUGAACACCACCGCAGAUCUAGACCAGAUGAUCUACUCCAAGAACAGCUACAGAGCCUGGAUAGGACUGUCCCGGGACCAUGACCCCAACAGAUGGACGUGGUCCCUGUCAGACCCAGGUUUCUACAAACCCGGGGAGACGGACUUCAGACGAUGGGCGCCAGGACAACCAAACGAAGGAUACAGCGUAAACAUCUGCGUAUGGAUGUAUCCUGAUGGAUACUGGUACGACACCAGUUGUGACAACACAGGUUAUCCAGUGUGUGCAGAUGUCGGAGGGUCAAAUGUCACUUUUGUCGUUGUCCGCAAUGCUAUGAAAUGGGCUGGAUCCCAGAACUACUGCAGAACCCACCACACAGACCUGGCCAGUGUGAGGGACAUGGCAGACCACCAGAAGAUACAGGGGAUGCUAGGUGGAGGAGGUAAUUCCUGGAUUGGCCUCUUCAGAGACCCCUGGAAGUGGUCUGAUGGAGGUUCCUCCUCAUUCAGAUUCUGGAAGACCGGACAACCAGAUAACAUCAACGGGAACCAGAACUGCGUGGCUGCAGACUUCAGCCAAUCAGGAGCCUUGGAGGACUGGCCAUGUGACAUGGAGAGAGCGUUCAUUUGCUACGGUCCAGUGGUUCCUGUUACAAAGAAAGUGAUGAAAGUGAAGUUUGAGAAGAAGGGGGACGUGGAUCUGAAUAACCCUGCUGUGAUGGCGGCCAUGUUGGAGCAGCUCCAACAGAAGCUGAGGGACCAGGGGAAGGACCCCAACAUCAAGCUGAGCUGGAGGAAGCAGGCCGAUGGACAGGUCUUCCACUAGGAAGACCAGAAGACCACCAAGAGGAGGAGGAAGAGGGACGAGCUGUAAUGUGGAGUUGCUGCGUCUCUUUCUUUCCUCUAAGAUGUGACGGAGCAGAACAGAGCUGCAACUAUCAGCUGAUUCAGAGUCAGUUCUGGAUCUUCUUUUUCAACCUGGACCCUAUUUUCCCAUGCGCAUGCUGCUCUAUACACGCUAAAAGUAGUGAUUAUUUACAUGGAGUCUGGUGGAGAUAUGCUGCUCUAUACAUGCUAAAAGUAGUGAUUAUUUACAUGGAGUCUGGUGGAGAUAUGCUGCUCUAUACACGCUAAAUGUAGUGAUUAUUUACAUGGAGUCUGGUGGAGAUAUGCUGCUC